AUGUCUAGCAGAAGGUCACGUUCGAGGCAAUCAGGGUCUUCCAGGAUUAGCGAUGAUCAGAUAUCCGAUCUCGUUUGCAGGUUGCAACAGCUUAUUCCUGAGAUGCGCAAUAGGCGUUCGGACAAGGUUUCGGCUUCAAAAGUGCUCCAAGAGACUUGCAACUAUAUUCGGAGCUUGCAUAGAGAGGUCGAUGAUCUGAGUGACCGAUUAUCGGAGCUUCUCGAGUCGACUGACGGAGACUCGCGCAGUCGCGAACGCAGUUUCUUAGCGAGUGUACGCCUAUGCCUCGACGAUGGAUGCAGUUAUCUACGGGCGAUGUCGCGGUCAACAUCUAGCUAUGUACGGGCGAUGUCACGCCGUCGUCAAGGACUGUGUGCGGGAAAUGUCGCGCGGUCGAUGCAACUGUCCACGGCUCUUCACGAAGCUUCAGCUUCCAUCAAGCCAUACUUCUUCCUGGUGAUCGGAAAAGAAGCAUCUCUAUUAGCUCUUGCACUGUUUGCUUCCAGUUGUCAUAUUUUAGUUCUGAUGAGUGAUGUUAUUUUGAACUCGGAAUUAAGUGGAAGCUGUGCUUCAUUUACAUUUGUCAAUCUGCUAACAGAAGCCGAAUAUCUGAUGUUGUAUUAUGUUUUCAUCAAAGUGUUGCAGUGGGAAACAGUACUUCCUGUCAAGUCGCCAUUUUGUGGUCCUCUACGUGGGAUAACGCAUGUUUAUCUAUCUUCAGAAGAGCUUGAAAUGCUUGUGAUUGUAGAAAUGAGUCCAAGUGGUUAUACUGCUGAAGUUACAAGUCUGUCUCCAAAUGCGUCUGAGAAGGAUGUCUAUGAUUUUUUCGCUUUCUGUGGUGCAAUUGAGCAUGUUGAAAUUGUCAGAGCUGGUGAAUAUGCAUGCACAGCCUAUGUGACAUUCAAAAAUCCUCAUGCUCUAGAAACCGCUGUCUUGCUCAGUGGUGCUACUAUCGUGGACCAACCUGUCUGCAUAACCCGUUGGGGACAUUACGAAGACGACUAUAAUAUAUGGAAUCAUCCCUCAUGGAGAAUUGAAGAUGAAAGUAGUACUACAAGUACGAACACCCAACCACUCCGAGUGGUCCCAUCUGCCGGAGAAGCCGUCUCCUUAGCCCAGGACGUGGUGAAAACAAUGGUUGCCAAAGGGUAUGUGCUUGGAAAAGACGCGUUCGGGAGAGCCAAAGCAUUUGACGAGUCUCACCAGGUGUCGGCAACUGCAGUUGCCAAAGUGGCGGAGCUCAGCGAGAGGAUAGGGCUGACCGAAAAACUGUUUGCCGGGGUCGAGGCUGCUCGAUCGGUCGAUCAGAGGUACCACAUUUCAGACACCACGAGAACGGCUGUGUCGGCCACGGGCAGGACAGCACUGUCGGCGGCUAAUGCGGUGGUGAGUAGCAGUUACUUCUCGAAAGGGGCACUCUGGGUGUCAGGUGCUCUGAAUCGGGCGGCUCAGGCGGCCGCGGAUCUGGGGAGCCGUGGAAAUUUGGGGAAAUGACGAGUUUGGCCCUGGGAUGGGUUGUUGACUUUGGGUACCAUUGUGUUUGUGUAGAUAUGGUGUUUAGUAUGUGAGCGAGGUGGGGAGAGUCUUGUUAUAAGAUUAAGUGAUUGUUUAGUAUGGGGAUUGUGAUUUUAGUAUAGGAAUGGUUUAGACUUAUAUAUUUUACUGGGUAGCUGGAGGCUCGAGUUGGUGUGUGUGACUGUGUGAAUGAAUGCAACGCACCUCUGAAUGAACAUACUACUUGUGACAUACAUAUGUAAUAUAAAAUAUUACUAUAAUUUAUGUCAAACCGUGAGUUAAAAGUUCAA
This is a messenger RNA of Striga asiatica, 1805 nucleotides long. The record is from the annotation of a GenBank genome assembly. NCBI's taxonomy places the organism in Eukaryota, Viridiplantae, Streptophyta, Magnoliopsida, Lamiales, Orobanchaceae.